Molecule: messenger RNA, 1390 nt
Organism: Puntigrus tetrazona (Sumatra barb)
Lineage: Eukaryota; Metazoa; Chordata; Actinopteri; Cypriniformes; Cyprinidae
Gene: rbm34
Product: RNA binding motif protein 34
Exons: 11
Coding region: 152-1321 (389 amino acids)
Molecular function (GO): RNA binding
Source: RefSeq, a predicted model, not a curated record
GCGCUUUCCAGACGGACAGCAAACUCCGCGCACGCGCGCGCGCGUGUGUGAGCGAAGUAAACGUGUUUGCCUGCGAGACUUAAACAACAGCGACGUUUCUGACAUCUCUAUCGGGUUUUUUUUAACACAGACAUGCGCUCUGAGUGACACCAUGAAGAAGAAGCAGCUUGUAAAGAGUGAUGGUGGGGAUGCUGGAGAUUACAAGGUCGGUCAGGUGUCCAGCAGCCUGUUCCCAGAGAAACACAACACCGGAGCUUUAUCCUCUUUAUUCUCCUCCACAUCGUCUGCUAGUACUUUAGUCUUUGUUCCCGCACCGAAGACUGAAUCUAAAAUCGAAGCGGCGCCGUCUGACGUUAAAGCUCAGGGUCACAUUCAGAAACCGGAGAAGACUCCAAAGAGGCUCUCAGCGGCCGAGAAGCAGCUUCAGGACCGAGAGAGCGCUCUACAGAAUGCAGAUGAUGAAGAACAAACGACUGUGAAGAAGGUCAAGCGUAAGCGUGCUGAUGAAACGGACGACACGACUCAAGAGCGGCCUGCUAAACACAGAGAGACAGUGAAGAACAUGGCAGAGGAGCGGAUUAAAAUGAAACGAACAGUGUUUGUAGGGAACCUGCCUCCAAGCUGCUCAAAGAAGAUGCUUCUGUCUCUGUUCAAGGAGGCCGGAGCCGUCGAGUCGGUCCGCUUCCGUUCAGUGGUUCAAGAAGACCCAACUAUGUCCCGAAAAGUAGCGGCUAUUCAGAGAAAAGUUCACCCAAAAAAACAGAAUAUUAAUGCUUACAUCGUCUUCAAGGAGGAAGAAGCAGCUGCUGGAGCUCUGAAAUGGAACGGGCAGGAGAUCCAGCCGGGUUUUCACAUCCGAGUGGACCGUGUCUCUCAGCACAGUGGCCAUGAUCAUAAAAGGUCCAUAUUCGUGGGAAACCUCCCGUACGAUAUAAUGGAGCUUCCGCUGCGCGAGCACUUCGAGGAUUGUGGGAGUGUGAAGGCCGUGCGUUUGGUGCGAGACCGAGCGUCUGGGAUGGGCAAGGGCUUCGGCUACAUCUUGUUCGAGAGCCCAGAUUCGGUGAUGCUGGCUCUGAAACUCGACGGCUCCAAGCUACUGGAUCGAAAAAUCAGAGUCAAGCGAUCCGUGAAGAAAGAAAAAGAGAAGCGAGCACCUCCAGGCCAGCCUUCACGAUUCAGGGGAUCCAGAGCAAAUCUUGGCAGGAAGCAAACACCGGCCUCGUCUUUCAAAGGAGAGAUGGCGGAUCCUGCCGCCAGAAGGGGCAAAGGACUGAAAAAGAAAUUUAAGCAGAAGAAAAAGAAACCAAACGUUCAUAUUUAAUGCUUGUGCUUAUUUUUUUUUACGCGUUUGGUGUUUUUAUGUCACAAGUAAAAAGGUGACUAAACGCUU